Staurois parvus is the source of this 1152-nucleotide messenger RNA. Lineage: Eukaryota; Metazoa; Chordata; Amphibia; Anura; Ranidae. The record is from the annotation of a GenBank genome assembly.
AUGGAUUCUUUACAAUCUUUACUUUAUGUCUUGCAGCUUGACUUCUGGACCUCACCUUCACAUCCCAAGAGAUUCAUUGACAUCCGUGUGCCAUUCUACAGCCUCCAGGAUGUCAAGGUCUACCUGGAGUCCAACAACAUCCAGUACAGUAUCAUGAUCCACGACUUGCAGGCUUUACUGGAUGAAGAACAGAGACAAAUUAAGUUUGGCCGUUCAAUGGAAAAUGCCCGUUCCACUGACACCUUUAACUAUGCUACCUACCAUACCUUCAAUGAGAUUAACACUUUUAUUGACCAACUGGUGGCCGAAAACCCUAGCUUGGUGAGCAAAAUUGAGAUCGGCAAAAGCUAUGAAGGACGCCCACUCAAUGUCCUCAAGUUCAGUACUGGAGCCAAUCGUCCCGCUUUCUGGAUUGAUACUGGAAUUCAUUCUCGGGAGUGGGUCACUCAGGCCAGUGGCAUCUGGUUUGCCAAAAAGAUUGUCACAGAUUAUGGCAAUGACCCUUCUCUCACUGCCACUCUCAACAGUCUGGAUAUCUAUUUGGAAAUCGUCACCAACCCUGAUGGCUAUGCUUACACCCACUCCAAUGACCGUAUGUGGCGUAAAACCAGAUCUCCAAAUAGUGGCUCUUCCUGCGUAGGAACUGACCCCAACAGAAACUGGGAUGCUGGUUUUGGCGGUGGUGGAUCCAGCAGCAACCCUUGCACUGAGACCUACAGGGGACGUGCAGCCAAUUCUGAGGCUGAAGUCAAGGCCAUUGUGGACUUUGUGAAGAGCCAUGGUAAUAUCAAGGGAUUUGUUUCAAUCCACAGCUAUUCUCAGAUGCUCCUCUACCCCUAUGGAUAUACUAGUACUCCUGCACCUGACCAAGCUGAAUUGCAUGCAGUGUCUACAAGAGCAGUUAAUGCUUUGGCAUCCCUCUAUGGCACCAGAUAUACCUACGGAAGCAUUAUCACCACUAUCUACCAAGCCAGUGGUGGAACCAUUGACUGGACCUACAACCAGGGUAUUAAACACUCCUACACCUUUGAGCUUCGUGACACUGGUCGCUAUGGAUUUGCUCUUCCAGCUAACCAAAUCGUUCCCACAGCUCAGGAGACCUGGUUGGCCCUUACUGUUCUUAUUGAGCACACUCGUGAUAAUCUCUAUUAA